This is a messenger RNA of Pangasianodon hypophthalmus (striped catfish), 3292 nucleotides long. RefSeq names its product GRB2 associated binding protein 3 (gene gab3). Lineage: Eukaryota; Metazoa; Chordata; Actinopteri; Siluriformes; Pangasiidae. The coding region runs from base 1749 to 3248 and encodes 499 amino acids. The record is from RefSeq and is a predicted model, not a curated record. The transcript is spliced from 10 exons.
AUAUCCUGUAAAAAUAUUUUAGCUGAUCAUUAAAUGAUAUUUUUUGCUCAGAUCCUGUAGACAUUCUGCAUUCAGUAAACAAAACACUCCCCAAUAAUGAUUACAAAUUUACUGAAAUGUCAUUUUUAUCAUUUAACUAGAUUUUUUUUUGACAUGACAAGACGUUUAGUCUUUAAUGAGUGUUUAGUGAGUGUGUGACUCAUAGUGAGCAUUAAGUGUGUGUGUGUGUGUGUGUGUGUUGAAUUCUUAAUGAGUGUGUUUGUUGGGGUUGAGACUCUAAUGGUUGCUAUCGUGUGAACUUCUCCUCAUACUGAGGAACCGUUUAAACCAAAACACACACACACACACAUUAAUAUUAAUAUACAUACAUACAAUAUUUAUGCAUAUGAAUACAUACUUACCCUCACCCACCAACCCACACACACACACCCACACACAUACUGACAAGGUCUGUAGGUCUCAGACUUCCUGUUUGUGAAGAAUGCUGGGAAAAGAACAACUGGUUCCUCUCUCGCUUUUUCUCACACACACACACACACUCACACACACACACACACACACACACACAGAAACAGAGAGAGAGAGAGAGAGAGUGAGAGUGAGAGAGCGGCACUUGUGGCUACGCAGCAAGCAGUAAGCCUACCUUUGUGUAAAAUAAAAAAACAGAGAGUGAAACAUGGCAUCGUUUCACACUUGGUGAGCUAGCACGCCUGGAGAAACCUCAGUGUGGUUAACUUCUCUGAACUCCACACACACACACACACACACACACACACACACACAGCAACACAUAAACACACAACGUAACCUUGUCUAAAGUGACAUAUUUAGGUGGGUUUUUUUCCAGCGUUACCAGUUGCUAUCCUUGUGUCUUGUUAAUAGCUGAACAAAAACAUCAGCCAUUUUUAGAAACACAGAAGUUUCUGGCUCGGAGAAACUGAAACCCACUACAAUUAGCUUUACAUGUAAAAUUUUCAUGCAAAUACUUGCAAGUUGUGAAUCAGACAAAACAUAGUUUCGUGCAAUUUCACAACACUUAAACAAAACAAUUCAACAGCAGGUUAAUGACGUACAACAAGCAUCUAGCUAGUCACACAGCUGUGAUGUUAUCUAGCUAGUUAAGCUAACGAGCUUGAUUAACACUGCUUAGAAAUUAUAUUAAAUAUCAACACGGAAUAAGAUUCUUUUCCGUUCUUUUCCACAAUCUGAAAAAUCAAAGCUUUUAGGGACGAUAAACUUCUCAGUUUGCAAAAUAUGUAAAAUAUAAACUGAAAUCUGUCAGAGCGAUGACAUGUUCUGUAUCUUUGGUAUGUUGUUUUUGGGUUUGUUAUGUUAAAAAAAAGGAAGAGUGAUGAGCAGAAUGUGUGUGAAAGCUCACAGAACAGAAACACACACACACACACACACACAGACACACACACACCCAUACACACCGCAUGCUUCCUACUGAACAUCUGACCGUUAGAGAGCUAUCUCCAUUAGUGGUCAUGUCGCACAUUCCUUCUGUUUCCUGCCAGUGCGUGUGUGUGUGUGUGUGUGUGAGAGAGAGAGAGAGAGAGAGAGAGAUAGAGAGAGAGUGUGUGUGUGUGUGUGUGUGUGUGUGUGUGUGUGUGUGUGUGUGUUUAAAAUGUGAAAGGUACAUAGUGGCCUAAGUGAAACAAAACAGAGAGAUGGUGAGGAAAACAAAGUGACAAGGAAACAGAGAGAGAGCCUGGAGGAAGCGAUGGUUCGUCCUCCGGCGAGGUCGGAUGAGUGGAGAUCCCGAUGUUCUUGAGUACUUUCGCAGUAAGACUUCUCGGAAGCCUAUUCGCUCCAUCGAUCUGCAGGAAUGCGAGGUGGCGGCGGAGGCGGAGUCAGGCCGAGAACUGGAGUGGGGGGCGUGGCCUGUCAAACGGCACCUGGCCAAUCAGCACUUGUUCGUGGUGAAGACGUCAACGCGUGUGUUCUACCUGCUGGCCAAGACGGCCGAGGAGAUGAACUGCUGGGUGAGGAACAUCGGCCAGAUCUGCACCUUCAGCACCUUCAACCACAGCACAGAAUCAAUGGACAGUCUCGCCCACACUCCUUCCUCCCAUCAGCCCUCUCCCGUGCUCUCAACCCACGCCUCGUUCUCAGCCAAUCAGGACGCACCGGUUCCCGAAACAGACUCGGCGGUCAGAGACGAGCCCAGCGAAUCAGACACCGGCAUUCCGCUUGAUUAUCUCUUCCUGUCUCAGUGUGAAACUGGCAGGAAGACCAUCACCAGGUGUGACAGCAUGUCGAACUCGGAGCGUUCGUUUGAGCAAAGUUCGUUUGAGAACGUGACCGAUGAAGUGUUCAGUCCUGUCCUGUGUUUAGACUCCGCCCCCUCGCCCUUCGGUGCCCCGUAUGGGACCCGGCCGUUAUCGUCGUGCCCCGUCCGCAGCCCUGGUGACGUGUUCCGAUUCGACAGCCCCUUCUGUGCCACGCCCCCUCCUCUCCCGCCAAAACCCACACACAUGUCCGAUCACCAUGGUAACGAGGAUGCUGUGCGUCACCACGGGCAACUGGGGCUCCUCCCACGCAGGACGUCGCUGUCGGGUGGGGAGCAUUUUAGAAGAGCAGAGUUCGACUUCAGUGCGAGAGGAAACUGGAACAAAAGACUGAGUCUGAAUCUGCCGAUGUUUCUGGUUAACACUCCCUCUGAGAGCCAAUCAGACGACUCCUCUUACGUGCCCAUGGCGUCUCCGCCAAUCAGCUCCUCCGACACUGAAGUUGACGGCUACAUACCUAUGAGUCCACCCACGCUUCCUGUUUCCCUGUUAACCAAUGGGAAACCAGAAUCACCUCUUCCUCCGGCCCCCGAUAUGGAGCCUCCUCCAAUCAACCGAAGCCUGAAGCCGAGGAGGCGGGUGAAACCGCCGCCCCUCGAUUUGUCCACCAUUAGCGAAUUCCCCACCCACCUCCCUCUAAUUCGCACCAUGACGGAGCCCAGUGCAUCACCUCGUUGUUUUCCUUGGGACAGGGGGCGGGGCUUAAACGGCACCGAACAGGAAGGGAACGACACACCUGCGUUUUUGUUCUCUGCAUGUGACUCCGCCCCCUGGUUCCGGACCUCUCACCUGGAUUACCUGUCGCUGGAUUUUAACUCCGCCUCCCCCUCACCUGUCCAAAAGAAACCUCUGCUGGAUGAACAGCGUGUGGACUACGUUCAGGUGGACGAGAAGAAGACGCAGGCGCUGCAGAACACCAGGACGGAGUGGAAGGACAGCCGGCAGCCGAAAGUGUGAAGGAAAAAAAAAAACUGUAAAAUCAUCGUACGAUCGGAAAACGA